AUGGGUAACGCUCACUCUCCUCCCACUGAUCCUCAAUACGUUUCAUCAUCCAGAGCUUUCACUCAAAAAGGGCUUCAAGACUUAAGAUCACUCUUCAAUUCCUUAGCAUCUCAAUCACAGAGCAAUGGGAAAUUUAUUUCUCCUUCAGUUUUUCAGUCAUAUUUCAAACUCCAUGGCCCUAUUGGAGAGAGGAUGUUUGAUUUAGUUACUCAGGAGAGGAAGGAUCAAAAGUUAACUUUUGAAGACCUUGUUAUUACUAAAGCUACUUAUGAGAAAGGAACAAAAGAUGAAAUUGAAGAAUUUAUAUUUCGCUUGUUAGAUGUAUCUGGGGAUGGUUUUGUAGGGAGGUCGGAUUUGGAAUCAGUUAUGAAUGCUAUCUUUACCAAUAUGUUAUGCAAAGAAGGUUCUGAAUUUGGAUCAAGUUCCCAUCAAGAUAUUGUCAACAUAUUUCUGAAUGCUGCCAAUUUCUCCAUACAUGAUGAAAAUUGCACUGAGGAGGCUAUGUCUUUUGAAGAUUUCAGAAGUUGGUGUUCUCAUCUGCCAACUGUGAGGAAGCUUCUUGGAAGCCUGCUUUUGCCUCCUGAUUCAGGACGACCGGGUACUCAAAUUCCUAAUCUACUGACUCCAAAGGAUAUUGAUUCUAACACUGUACUUUUGAGAAAGGAGUAUGCUUGGCAUAUAGGAGGAGCACUUUCUCAGCACGAGCUGGAAGAUUGGAAGCUUUUGUAUCAUAGUUCUGUUAAUGGUCUUAGUUUCAGUACAUUCUUGGGCAACAUUUCAAACCACAAAGGCCCAACUGUACUAAUUAUUAAGGAUAAAGAUGGUUAUAUAUAUGGAGGAUAUGCUUCUCAACAAUGGGAGCGGCAUGCUGAAUUUUAUGGAGACAUGAAAUGUUACCUUUUUCAACUAAAUCCAAAGGCAUCUAUAUUUAGGCCGACUGGAGCAAACAAUAAUCUACAAUGGGUAAAAAUCUGCUUCUUUCGAAUAUUCUAA
Messenger RNA from Vicia faba (fava bean), 993 nucleotides. NCBI's taxonomy places the organism in Eukaryota, Viridiplantae, Streptophyta, Magnoliopsida, Fabales, Fabaceae. The record is from the annotation of a GenBank genome assembly.